Dama dama (fallow deer) is the source of this 1606-nucleotide messenger RNA. RefSeq names its product granzyme A. Gene Ontology annotation, molecular function: serine-type endopeptidase activity. The record is from RefSeq and is a predicted model, not a curated record. Bases 74 to 850 code for a protein of 258 amino acids. Gene Ontology annotation, biological process: positive regulation of apoptotic process; proteolysis; negative regulation of oxidoreductase activity. NCBI's taxonomy places the organism in Eukaryota, Metazoa, Chordata, Mammalia, Artiodactyla, Cervidae. The transcript has 5 exons.
CCCACAUCCUUUGUGUUUCAUUAUAUAUUAUUAUCAGUACCUGAAACUAAAUAGUCUGUGAGUAACAGAAGCCAUGAAUAUUCCUUUUCCUUUCUCUUUUCCUCCUGCCAUUUGUCUCCUUCUAAUUCCUGGAGUUUUUCCAGUAUCCUGCGAGGGAAUUAUAGGAGGAAAUGAAGUGGCCCCUCACACAAGACGCUACAUGGCUCUAAUCAAAGGGCUGAAACUUUGUGCAGGGGCUUUGAUCAAAGAAAACUGGGUGUUGACAGCUGCUCACUGUGACCUGAAGGGCAAUCCUCAAGUUAUUCUUGGGGCCCACUCUACAUCCCAUAAAGAGAAACUUGACCAAGUAUUUUCCAUUAAAAAGGCAAUUCCCUACCCAUGCUUUGAUCCACAGACAUUUGAAGGGGAUCUUCAACUACUUCAGCUGGAAGGUAAAGCAACUAUGACCAAAGCUGUAGGAAUACUUCAGCUACCAAGAACAGGAGACGAUGUCAAACCCCACACCAAGUGUCAUGUGGCAGGAUGGGGAAGCACCAAAAAAGAUGCAUGUCAAAUGUCUAAUGCCUUGAGAGAAGCCAACGUUACAGUGAUAGAUAGGAAAAUAUGCAAUGAUGCCCAGCACUAUAAUUUUAGCCCAGUUAUUGAUCUCGGUAUGAUCUGUGCUGGUGGUAGAAAAGGUGAAGAUGAUUCAUGUGAAGGGGAUUCUGGAAGUCCUCUGAUAUGCGAUAACGUUUUCAGAGGUGUCACCUCCUUUGGCAAGUGUGGUAACCCCCAGAAGCCUGGCAUCUACAUCCUCCUUACCAAAAAACACCUCAACUGGAUAAAGAAAACCAUUGCAGGAGCCAUAUAACAUUUCUACUUCAAAGUAGAAAAUCGAAGUAACCAAGUAAAAGGGUUUUAAACUUGACCUAUCCGAAGAAGCAUCUUGCAACCCUCUGAACUUCAUAUACAAAAUGCCACCUGUCUAAAAUAAAUUCAGCAAUGAAAGAAAUUACCUCCUGCUAUCACUCUUCCCCGAUUAGCAAAGACUGAUUCAUCACAUGUUCUCUAUCCAUGGUGAGAGAUGUCCCUUGAGAAAAAGUUCUCCAAUUCUGUGACUUUUUGUUUUAUUCAGAAUUUGGACUGUCACUUUUGUGUUCAUUCUUAAAAGGAAGUCAAUCUUGAGAAAGUUAGAAUAUUCUCCUUUCUUCCAAAUGAAGCUCCAAAAUAUUUCUGUUCUUAGAAAUUCAGAGCCUGAUAUUGUAUUCAACGUGAGAGUAAAGAUAGAGAUAAAGAGGGGUCAUUCACUUCUUACUAUAUGCUUCUAUAUUGCUUAACUUCUUACAAAAAUUCUAAUUAUGAAUACAGUGGGAAAGACUCAGUGUGUGUUUUAGAUAGUGGGAAAAUUUAGAAUUUGAGGUUAGAGAUAAUUGAGGGAAACUGCAUCAUUUAUUAAUUACAAGUAGACUAAAAUUACAUAGACGAGUAGGCUGCAGUCCCCCCAGUACUUUGGUAUGUAUUUUGCUUUAGCUAGACAAUUUAUAUAUGCAAGCACUAAGCUUAGUUCUAUGUUAUUCUUGAUAGACUGUGAUAUAUAAUAAAUAAAGAUGGCUUUUUUAUUACCUAC